ACCAUACAACUGUGAACUGUCAUCGGAAGCAUCGCUGAAAUAUAAAGCUAACCUCUUGCGUUGCACGUGUUGGUUAAUAACAUUAAAACCAACACGGUUCUUCGUCAUCUUGUUGAUAAAUUAUCAAUGAACUAAAACAAAACUACAAGCAUUUGGUUUAAAAAACUGUAAACAUGACGGAAGUAAUGCAAUCCGGCUCGGAGGUGUUCUCGGAGAAGAAGAAAAAGAAAAAUAAGGAAACAGUGAGCUUGGGUGCGUUCCAGAAAAUUGGUGACUUUAAAAUCGAGCCAUCCGAAAGUGUGACCAAGUUGGAUACGGCGUAUUGGCCUUUGUUAUUGAAGAACUUCGACCGUCUUAACGUCCGAACCAACCACUACACGCCGCUUCCGUUCGGCAGUUCACCUUUAAAACGUCCGAUUUCGGAGUACGUUAAGGCUGGAUUCAUCAACGUGGACAAACCGAGCAAUCCGAGCUCCCACGAAGUCGUGUCUUGGAUUAAAAGAAUCCUCAAAGUAGAGAAGACUGGCCAUUCCGGAACACUUGAUCCUAAGGUUACUGGUUGCCUCAUCGUGUGUAUAGACAGAGCAACGAGGCUGGUGAAAUCCCAGCAGAAUGCUGGUAAGGAAUAUGUUGCUGUAUUCAACCUGCACUCGCCCGUAGAAAACCUUAAGAAAGUAACACAGGGUUUGGAGAAAUUACGAGGUGCUCUUUUCCAACGUCCGCCAUUGAUAUCAGCAGUCAAACGACAGCUCCGAGUGCGUUCCGUUUACGACAGCAAGUUACUCGAUUAUGACCAGGAACGUAAUAUUGGUGUUUUCUGGGUUAGUUGCGAGGCUGGUUCCUAUAUACGUACGAUGUGCGUACAUUUGGGUCUCAUGCUCGGAGUUGGCGGACAAAUGAUUGAAUUACGCAGAGUCCGCUCUGGUAUACAGGGGGAGAAGGAGGGCAUGGUUACUAUGCACGACAUAUUGGACGCUCAAUGGGCGUAUGAGAACCAUAAGGAUGAAACCUAUUUGAGAAGAGUCAUUAAGCCAUUAGAAGGUCUGCUGGUAGCUCACAAGAGGAUCUUUAUCAAGGACAGUGCAGUUAAUGCAGUAUGUUACGGAGCCAAAGUACUUUUGCCUGGUAUCCUAAGAUACGAGGAUGGUAUUGAAGUCGACCAAGAAAUUGUUAUAGUAACAACAAAGGGAGAAGCUGUGGCAUUGGCUAUAGCCCUUAUGACCACAUCCACUAUGGCAUCCUGUGAUCAUGGGGUAGCGGCCAAACUGAAACGUGUUAUCAUGGAAAGAGACACAUACCCUCGCAAAUGGGGCUUAGGUCCGAAAGCAUCUCAAAAGAAAAUGCUUAUCCAGCAAGGGAAAUUAGAUAAAUUUGGAAAACCCAACGAAAACACACCGUCCGAAUGGUUGAAUAGCUAUGUAGACUACAAAGCUAAGAAGGACACAGAGAACGGUGAUGCACAGGAAGAUGCAGGUAGAAAGAGAACCGCUAGCACAGCGAACGCUGACGACCCGAAUAACUCGACAGAAAUCAAGUCGGAGAAAAAAAAGAAAAAGAAAAAACGUGACACCGACAUAGAAAUGGAGAAUGAAGCUGAUACAACGGUAGACGCGGAUCAGACAAUAGAAGGGGAUGAGUCGGUGCGCAAAGAAAAGAAAAAAAAGAAAAAGAAGGAUAAGGAUCAAGAGAGACAGGACGAGUAAAUAUAUAACCGCCAACUCCGAUAUACCUUGUAUAUAUAUCCAUAGGGAAUUCCUGAAAAACGUGGAUUUUAUAGUGCAAAAACUAUUUCCCUUUUUUGCCGAACAAUCAAUAAAUAGCUUCGGUUGCAUACAUUUAAGUUUAAGCGAUAGUUGUUAAGAGAAAACAUUAUUUUUACUUAAUAAACACAUUACGGGUCGUAAACCUGCAUUUCUUUAAGGCCCUACUAAUCAUGAUUUGUCCUUUGUAGUGUAUGCAGCAUCGCUAGACCCUGUUCUUGUAUGUUAAGUAAUUGUUCAACGUUUUUAAAGACGGACAUUAAAAUAAUUUUAAGUUUA
Danaus plexippus (monarch butterfly) is the source of this 2039-nucleotide messenger RNA. RefSeq names its product H/ACA ribonucleoprotein complex subunit 4 (gene Nop60B). Bases 174 to 1703 code for a protein of 509 amino acids. Gene Ontology annotation, cellular component: box H/ACA snoRNP complex. The transcript has a single exon. NCBI's taxonomy places the organism in Eukaryota, Metazoa, Arthropoda, Insecta, Lepidoptera, Nymphalidae. The record is from RefSeq and is a predicted model, not a curated record. Gene Ontology annotation, biological process: snRNA pseudouridine synthesis; box H/ACA sno(s)RNA 3'-end processing; mRNA pseudouridine synthesis. Gene Ontology annotation, molecular function: RNA binding; pseudouridine synthase activity.